AUGAGGACUCUUCUGGCCCUCCUCCUCCUCUGCCUGCCAGCAGCGCUUCUGGCUCAGGGGCAGUAUGACCUCGAUGACCCCGCCUACCCCGAGCCCCCGUACGCCCCUUAUGAAAUCGAGAGCCAGGAUUACUACGAUUACGCCGGAAACGAUCUCUCCCCCCAAACUCCGGAGGAGCACUUCCAGUCCCAGCAGCAGAACCAGCAGGAGGUCAUCCCUGCCCCAACCCUAGACGUUUCUGAGACGGAGCCCACCGAACCGGGGCCCCUUGACUGCCAGGAGGAGCAGUACCCCUGCACCAGGCUGUAUUCCAUUUACAAGCCUUGCAAGCAGUGUCUGAACGAGAUCUGCUUCUACAGUCUCCGCAGGGUUUACGUGAUCAAUAAGGAGAUCUGCGUCCGUACGGUCUGUGCUCACGAAGAACUCCUAAGAGCCGACCUCUGUCGUGACAGAUUCUCCAAGUGCGGCAUCAUGGCGACCAGCGGGCUUUGCCAGACUAUGGCUGCCUCUUGUGCCCGAAGUUGUGGCGGCUGCUGAG
Messenger RNA from Protobothrops mucrosquamatus (brown spotted pit viper), 538 nucleotides. It is a transcript of the gene MFAP2, whose product is annotated as microfibril associated protein 2. The coding region runs from base 1 to 537 and encodes 178 amino acids. The record is from RefSeq and is a predicted model, not a curated record. Lineage: Eukaryota; Metazoa; Chordata; Lepidosauria; Squamata; Viperidae. Gene Ontology annotation, biological process: embryonic eye morphogenesis. The transcript has 8 exons. Gene Ontology annotation, cellular component: microfibril.